CACACCAUCUGCGGACAUUGCAGGGCAGCAGUCAUGUGCACGAUGAUGAACGUGAUAACAGCUUUAGCUCUUUCUUGUUUCUGCUGGAUUGCUGUCUCAGGUUCUGAGUUUCAGACCUCAGAGGUGCAGGCAGAUGAAACUGUCACUCUGCAGUGCAACAAGUUUUCCAAAAAUGAUGUUACGACUUUCUGGUUCAGACUGGUCAGCAGAACCACAGUCAACUCUAUCGCUGUUAUGGCUGCUACAAGUGUUAAUUACAACGCUGGAUUUAAAACUGGAAAAUUUGAAAUGACAAAAAACACCUCUGAUGUCUUUCUCAAAAUCAAACAAGUGGAUGUGUCUGACUCUGGGCUGUAUUUCUGUGGAUUUCUCUCAGAGGGACGCCUAAAUUCAAGCGUCAUGCAAUUAAAGGUUGGCGGCACCGAUGAGCCUCAGGAUGACAUGGACUGCAUCUCUAAACAGGCUCACGAAGUAGCAACGCUGACGAGUGUCACCCUGGGUGUUCUGUCUGUUUUCCUCUUAAUGCUCAUCACUGGUCUGGCUGUUCAAAACAUGAAACUUCAGACGGCAAAUAAAGAAGAACAGAAUCUGGACCACAGCACGAAUCAUGGAUCUGAUGAGGUGAACUAUGCUGCAGUGACAGUUCGACCAAAACCAAAAAGAAGAGAGAUAGAGCCGAAUGUGAUCUAUGCUUCCACCAGAUAGAAUCAGCAGGCGACUUGAACUGUCUGAUGAUGUUAUCAUGACUUAUUGGGGAAAUGAAAAACUCUUGUUAAGAAAAAAAAAACUAACUUUGCUGUGAUGAACCAAUGCUGACUGAAUUUUCGUAUGUGUUUUCCUGUUAAUUCUAAGUACUUACUUCGUCCAUCAAAGUCUAUUUAGCCAAACAAACAUGUAACGUGACUGUUAAUGAAAUGGAAAUCUGCACACGACCUGAACGGAAACAGUCGAUACUUGGUGACUACAAAUGUUCUUGAAAAAUAAAGACUACAUUCAUGUGGGACAUGGAUAUAACUGUGACUGGA
This is a messenger RNA of Oreochromis aureus, 1025 nucleotides long. RefSeq lists its product as uncharacterized. Bases 34 to 705 code for a protein of 223 amino acids. NCBI's taxonomy places the organism in Eukaryota, Metazoa, Chordata, Actinopteri, Cichliformes, Cichlidae. The record is from RefSeq and is a predicted model, not a curated record. The transcript is spliced from 6 exons. Gene Ontology annotation, biological process: response to bacterium.